Molecule: messenger RNA, 2945 nt
Organism: Myotis daubentonii (Daubenton's bat)
Lineage: Eukaryota; Metazoa; Chordata; Mammalia; Chiroptera; Vespertilionidae
Gene: AAR2
Product: AAR2 splicing factor
Biological process (GO): spliceosomal tri-snRNP complex assembly
Source: RefSeq, a predicted model, not a curated record
GCGGCUUCCCGGUCUGUUUUAAUUCCGCUCCUUUCGUUGUUUGUGUAGCGGGGCCACCCCGUUCCCGGCCUGGGGUCGCGGCGUGCCCUGGACUAGGGCACCUCGCGGGGGCCUGUGGGCUGGUGGUGGGACCCUGGUGUCCCCGAAGGCCUUUCUCCCGAGAAACCGUCACCAGGGAGGGCGCCCCAGCACUCCCCGGGCCACCGGGUAACUUCGGGCUUUCUUAACUCCAGGACUUGGGGGCCCGAGGCCUUGGCUGCGCCCGACCUGGUUCCGUCCGGCUCUCGGUAACUUCCCGCUGUUCUGAAAAUAAGAAGGGUUCUCCUUUGGUCGCCUGUCACUGCAGCCAUGGCUGCCAUGCAGAUGGAUCCUGAGCUUGCCAAGAGCCUCUUCUUUGAAGGGGCCACUGUGAUCAUCCUGAAUAUGCCCAAGGGGACAGAGUUUGGCAUUGACUACAACUCCUGGGAGGUGGGGCCCAAGUUCCGGGGUGUGAAGAUGAUUCCACCAGGCAUCCACUUCCUCCACUACAGCUCUGUGGACAAGGCCAAUCCCAGGGAUGUAGGCCCUCGAAUGGGCUUCUUCCUUUGCCUGCAGCAGCGGGAGCUGACGGUCCUGCGCUGGAACUCAGUCCAGGAAGAGGUAGACCUUUCCCCAGCCCCAGAGGCUGAGGUGGAGGCCAUGAGGGCCAACCUCCAGGAUCUAGACCAGUUUCUGGGACCUUACCCAUAUGCCACGCUCAAGAAGUGGAUCUCACUCACCAACUUCAUCAGCGAGGCCACAAUGGAGAGGCUGCAGCCCGAGAGCCGGCAGAUCUGUGCCUUCUCAGAGGUGUUGCCUGUGCUCUCCCUGAAGCACACCAAGGACCGGGUGGGGCAGAAUCUACCCCGCUGUGGCACCGAGUGCAAAAGCUACCAGGAAGGCCUGGCCCGGCUGCCUGAGAUGAAGCCCAAAGCCGGGACAGAGAUCCGCUUCUCCGAGCUUCCCACACAGAUGUUCCCAGCAGGUGCCACACCAGCAGAGAUAACCAGGCACAGCAUGGACCUGAGCUAUGCCCUGGAGACUGUGCUCAGCAAGCAGUUCCCCAGCAGCCCCCAGGAUGUACUCGGUGAACUUCAGUUUGCCUUUGUGUGCUUCCUGCUGGGGAACGUGUAUGAGGCUUUCGAGCACUGGAAGCAGCUCCUGAACCUCCUGUGCCGCUCUGAGGAAGCCAUGGUGAAGCACCACACUCUCUACGUCAACCUCAUCUCCAUCCUGUACCACCAGCUCGGCGAGAUCCCCCCCGACUUCUUUGUGGACAUUGUCUCCCAGAACAACUUCCUCACCAGCACGUUACAGGCUGUUUCCUGGUUCCCUCUCCUACUCGAUUGAAGCUCCUUGAUGCCGGAUACCCUUUCUCUGUACCACCCUCUCCCCACUUGCCCCCAGAGUGCCUAGCACUGGAGUACUUGGAAUUUGAAUCACCUCCACCCCUUUGAGUUACUCAGCUCAAAACAGUUUUUCCUUUUCUCUGUAGCCAUAGCUGCAACCCAGGAGGACAGAGCUUGGAAGCUUGUUACUCCCAGGGAAACAUCUGCAGCUCUUUAGAUCUCAUUUCAGCAUUAAAGUAACUUUGAUUUCCUGUGUCAAACCAAAUGUGCCAGUUUCUGCAGAGAUUUUCUGAGGGAAAAAGUGAAAUUUGCUUUUAAGUUGGCAAUUAAAUUUUCAUUAUGAGUGGUAAUUAGGGAAGAAGCUUCAAAAAACUCACAAUCUUCAUCCUGUGUUAUUUCCUCCCUUUGCAAACAGAUUAGCUUCCUUUAUGUUCUUGGGACAGCCUCUGUCACUCACAUUUCCUAACUUUCUCAAGUUUAGAAGAGGCAGAGCUGCAAACUGUCAGUUUCCAUAUUUUCUGGUCCAUGAACUGCUUUUUCCUCCCUGUCUGUGAGACCCCCACAAGCCCUGCUCCUUACAAGGUGGCUGUUCACUGACCUCCCUCUCACUCCCACGCAGGAUAAGGGACUGAACAUUCAUUAAGUGCCUGUUGGGUAUCAGGCACCAUGUUUAUCAUACUAGAUGGGUUUCCUCAUUUGAUUUCUCUGGAGCGCUGUAAGGCAGAGAGGAUUAUUCCAUUUCACAAAUGAGAACACAGACUCAGAAAGGUUAAGUAAUUUAUGUAAGUUCACACAGCUGGUAAGUGGCAGAGUCAGGAUUUGUACAUUUAUAUUCAGGCCUGCAUAUUGAAUACAAUGUAGCCCCCUACCCCCAAAGGAUUCCUGAUGGAUAGUAGUGGAGACACCAUCAUGCCUGUUUCUUAGAGGUGCAGAGCAUUUUUCUAAAACCAACGUACUGUUGGAAGAGUCCCUGCGGGCAGGCAGCUGGCUUGAAACUCUGGCAGCUGGAGGACUUGUGCAGACCAUGGGGAUGAGUCAGUCAAGCUGAUGGCUUGAAUCUGGUGUAUUCCACUUCAGAUGAAUUAUAAAACUGCCCUUUUAUUGGUUCUUAAUAUAAAAGAGAAAUUAAAUCCUUUUAUCCUUCCUCUGGGGGGAAAAUCCCCACCAAAGUUACUGGGUUGUGGGUUAUGGAAGAGUAGGAGGCAUCAGCCUGCUAACUUGCUUCUGGCAGUGGUUAUGGUCCAUAGGAAUAUGUGCAGCCCUCAUGAUGUGCAUUAAUGCUGUCGCACAAACAGGAGGGCCACACUGUUGCUGGCUGUUCUAACCAUUGUCGGCACAGCCAACAGCUGAGCUCUAAUUGCUGAGGCUUUGUUGCUAGCAAUGAUUUACGAAGUAGAAAGGGCCCAGCUGGAUGCCUCGGUGGGGUAUGAAAAGCUGAUGGGUGGAAGAAUUCUGCCUUUGGACUUUUCACCAAGAAAAUUUGAUGUCGUUAUUUGGAAAAAUCCAAAACACGUGCCUUUAAAAAAAAAAUAAAUCAACGCAUGUUUGUGAGCAUCCUUCUUUAACCCUUUGCGGUCG